AAUGGCAGCGCUGUGAGGAGGGGGAGCGGGGCAGGGACUGCAGCCUCAGGACACGGAGGAAGGAGGGAGGCCGGCCGGCCGGCUCAGCUGACUCAGGCCUCUGCUGCCAGAUUAACACUAAAUCCCCACAAUGUCCCUGAAACCACGAGUAGUUGAUUUUGAUGAAACAUGGAACAAACUUCUAACAACAAUUAAAGCUGUUGUAAUGUUGGAUUAUGUUGAAAGAGCGACAUGGAAUGACCGCUUCUCGGACAUUUAUGCUUUAUGUGUGGCCUAUCCAGAACCUCUUGGAGAGAGACUUUAUACCGAGACUAAAUUUUUUUUGGAAAAUCAUGUACGCCAUUUGCACAAGCGUGUUCUGGAAUCUGAAGAACAAGUACUGGUUAUGUAUCAUAGAUACUGGGAAGAAUACAGUAAAGGGGCAGACUACAUGGACUGUUUAUACAGGUACCUCAACACACAGUUUAUUAAGAAGAACAAAUUAACUGAAGCUGAUCUUCAGUAUGGCUAUGGAGGUGUGGAUAUAAGUGAACCACUGAUGGAAAUAGGAGAGCUAGCACUUGAUAUGUGGAGAAAAUUAAUGAUUGAGCCACUGCAGGCCAUCCUCAUUCGAAUGCUCCUCCGAGAAAUCAAAAAUGAUCGCUGUGGAGAAGACCCAAACCAGAAAGUAAUCCAUGGGGUUAUUAACUCCUUUGUUCAUGUUGAACAGUAUAAGAAAAAAUUCCCCCUAAAGUUUUAUCAGGAAAUUUUUGAGUGUCCUUUUCUGAAUGAAACAGGGGAGUAUUAUAAACAAGAAGCUUCAAACUUAUUGCAAGAGUCAAACUGCUCACAGUAUAUGGAAAAGGUUUUAGGUAGAUUAAAAGAUGAAGAAAUGCGAUGUCGGAAGUACUUACACCCCAGCUCAUAUGGUAAAGUAAUUCAUGAAUGCCAGCAGCGAAUGGUAGCUGAUCACUUGCAGUUUCUGCAUGCAGAAUGCCAUAAUAUCAUCAGACAAGAGAAAAGAAGUGACAUGGCAAAUAUGUACACUCUGCUUCGUGCUGUGUCAAGUGGUUUACCUCAUAUGAUUCAGGAACUACAAAACCAUAUCCAUGAUGAGGGCCUUAGAGCAACCAGCAAUCUUUCUCAGGAAAAUAUGCCAACUCAGUUUGUGGAGUCAGUUUUGGAAGUACAUAGUAAAUUUGUUCAACUUAUCAACACCGUUUUGAAUGGUGACCAGCACUUUAUGAGUGCCCUUGACAAGGCUCUAACAUCAGUAGUAAACUAUAGGGAACCCAAGUCAAUCUGCAAAGCGCCUGAGCUGAUUUUGUUUUGCUUUUUGUUUUUUUUACUUGAGCUGGCCAAGUAUUGUGACAACUUGCUGAAGAAAUCAGCCAAAGGAAUGACAGAGAAUGAAGUAGAAGAUAAACUUACAAGUUUCAUUACUGUUUUCAAAUACAUUGAUGACAAAGACGUUUUCCAGAAGUUCUAUGCCAGAAUGUUGGCAAAACGAUUAAUUCAUGGUUUAUCUAUGUCUAUGGACUCUGAAGAAGCCAUGAUUAAUAAACUAAAGCAAGCCUGUGGUUAUGAGUUUACCAGCAAGCUCCAUCGAAUGUAUACAGACAUGAGCGUUAGUGCUGAUCUCAACAAUAAAUUCAACAAUUUUAUCAAAAACCAGGAUGCCAUUAUAGAUUUGGGAAUUAGUUUUCAGAUAUAUGUUCUACAGGCUGGCGCAUGGCCUCUAACUCAGGCUCCUUCAUCAACAUUUGCAAUUCCUCAGGAACUGGAAAAAAGUGUACAGAUGGAAAUUACUGUUAGAUGUGGAUGCUUAAGCUUUAGAAGAAUCUACUGGUAAUAUGAAGUACCCACUGCCUAUUUAGACUGGGAACUGGAUUCCAAGAAUCUUCUAGAGAGCCACCUCAGUUACAAGAGCCAUG
Molecule: messenger RNA, 1913 nt
Organism: Terrapene triunguis (Three-toed box turtle)
Lineage: Eukaryota; Metazoa; Chordata; Testudines; Emydidae
Gene: CUL2
Product: cullin 2
Exons: 17
Coding region: 131-1831 (566 amino acids)
Biological process (GO): protein ubiquitination; SCF-dependent proteasomal ubiquitin-dependent protein catabolic process
Cellular component (GO): SCF ubiquitin ligase complex; Cul2-RING ubiquitin ligase complex
Molecular function (GO): ubiquitin protein ligase binding
Source: RefSeq, a predicted model, not a curated record